AUGACCCGAGAAUUCGGGUUCACGUUUCUCAGUUUGCUGAGUGUACUGUCAGCAGGACGUCAGGAGGAGGUUCAUUACGUGAACUACACUUUGAUGCUGGAAGAAACGGAAAAUAACAGAUUUUGCGGGGAACUUCGCUUCUGUCACAAUCGCAUCGAAUCCUUCAAUGUCUCUCCCAAUGACAUGGUCGAAUCCAAAUUCGGGAAGUCGCCGUGCUUCUGCGACGCAGAUUGCGUCAUCUACGGAGAUUGUUGCAUCGACAUGGCCGUGAAACACUGGGGGAACGGAAAAGAAGACGGAAGCAAUCUUUGGGUCUGCACCACUCUCCAAGACGAGGACAACAUCUACAUGGUGGGACGAUGUCCGUCGGAUUACGGGGACGAGUCGGUCAUGCAGCAGUGCCUUCGAGAUUCCGUGCCGGAUUCCGAAUACUCCCACAUCCUCGACGUCCCUGUUUUCAGUAGUGCUACGAACCGCACCUACGUCAACGUCUUCUGUGCCCACUGCAACCAAGCGAAGGAACUCGUGCCCUGGACCCUUCAUAUCAAUUGCAGCAAAAACGUCUCUCAGAUGUUCACCGUCCAAGAACUGAUGAAAAUGGCUACUUACAGCAAGGGUCUCCGGAUGUGGAGCGUUCGACUCCGGGAAGAGGGAGUGUUCAUGGGACAACCCUUGUAUUGCAACCUUCGCGUGAAUGAGUUCCAAGACUUCUCCAACUAUCUCAGCGAGUACAACGGGAGGAAAUGCAGGCCUCAGGUGAGGGAAUGCAAGGAAGGAAGAGGGUCGUGGAGCAACUCCCUCAAGUGCGACAUGUACAGUCUCCUGGUCAAAAACAAAACCGACGGGGUCGUCUACAAGAACCCUCACUGUGCCGCCUGUAACCGAGACAACAAGACGACGGAAAAUCUCGCCUGUCAUGAGACGCUGCCCACGUACCGGAAACCUUUCUCCUUGCCGCUGUCUUUCGCUGUCGUCUUCGAUUUCCAAGGGGGAUUCCAAGUGGGAAAGGAGGAUUGCGAUCAUGAGCACAUCUGGGACGCACUUCACGGCCGUUGCCAUGCCAUCGUCUGCGGCCGGUUCUACACCAAUCGCAACGGACGGUGCGUGGCACGGAACUUGUCGUUGGCGAACGCUUCGUCUUUCAACGUCUCCGUGACAUCGUCCGACUGCUUCCGGAUCCUCCUCACCGAGGAUGAAGUGGAGGUCUUCUCCAAUGGAUCCCUAGUCAUUCGAGAAACGGGGAAAGAGAUACGCGUUGGGGAAUACGAGAUUCAUAACGCGACCGUCGUCCUGGUCUGCGCCUCGGAUUACCGUGGACUUUUUCGUUUCUCCCCGGUUCAGAGUUACUUCUCCCUGGUUUGUUUGGUCGUAAGCCUCGUCUGCUCUGCCCUACACAUCUUCAUCUACACCUCCAUACCAAAGUUGAGGAAUCUGCCGGGGAAGAAUUUGCUCUCCUUGACCUGCUCCUUGUUCGUCGGUCAAUUUCUCUUCGUAUCCCUGAUCGGGGCCACGGAAGGCUACGGCCUGUGUCUUUUCGUCUCCAUACUCCUCCAUUAUUUCCUUCUUGCCUCCUUGUUUUGGAUGAACGUGAUGAGCUUCGACGUGUUUCGAACCUUCACGGCGAAAUCCCAUCGAGUUCCAGAUCGCAGUUCGCGGUCCUCGCUCUUCAUGCGCUAUUCCAUCUACGGUUGGGGUACCUCCGCACUCAUCGUAGCAGCCGCCAUCAUCACGGAAUUCACCAACGUUGCUCCCCAAUAUCGCCCUGCCUACGCCAGGAAUCUGUGCUGGAUCAACAGUAAACACGGCCUUGGUCUCUUCUUCGUCCUUCCCGUGGGAGGGAUCCUCCUCGAGAACAUCAUUCUCUUCGUCCUCACGGCUCAUGGAAUCUACAGCCAACAACAGGCAGCGAGUUUCGCGUCAAAAAGGGCCCAUACUCCCGGGCGCCUCAAGAAAGGUCAAGUCAACGUCAAGGUCAAGGAAGGUCAACCGAUGAGAAAGGAGCGGAUUAAAUUCUUCCUAUAUCUUAAAUUGGCCUUGAUCAUGGGGCUCGGUUGGAUCUUCGGUUUUGUUGCGAGCCUAGGGAACGUGGAUAUCCUGUGGUUCGCCUUCAUCUUCUUUAAUGGCCUGCAGGGUGCCUUCAUCUUUCUGGGAUUCGACCUCAAACGCAAGAUCCUUUACCUCGCAUGGGAAAAAGUCACUGGUCGGCCAAUGAAGAUGACACGUCGACCUGGCACCGCUUCUACUGGGGUUGACCUCAGCAGUCCCACUACCUCUAAGCAGACCAAGAUCACCUUUGCUUCCAAGAGUCAAGGUCAAGGUCAAGUCAAGGUCAAGAUCAAGGUCAAGGUCAAGGUCGAGGUCGAGGUCGAGGUGAAACUCAGGGUCUAG
Messenger RNA from Darwinula stevensoni, 2388 nucleotides. The record is from the annotation of a GenBank genome assembly. NCBI's taxonomy places the organism in Eukaryota, Metazoa, Arthropoda, Ostracoda, Podocopida, Darwinulidae.